GUCAGCGUUGCACACCGUAACGGUUCUUACACUGCCAACCAUCAUCGCGAGGAUCGCCUUUCUGCCUUGCAAGAAGGCUUUACUAAGUCCGAUCGAUGGACCCUGGCCAUGCUUACCCCUUUCUAACAUUGCCUUCUCGAGCGUCUUUGAUCAGUAUCUUGGUACCUAGAAAAACAACAAUGCACAUUUUUUAUUGAUCUUGCCUCCCUUCCCGGCAGUUCGAAGCGGAGUAUCUGUGUCACUCAUUUCCCUCUUCCCGGAAACUUUUGCUCGGACAUUACUAGCCUCAAUCCGCCACUCUGCCUGACUUCCGCGGAGCCACCGUACACAACCGCACUCCAGAAAAAACGGGCUCCAACUUUGCAUUUCAAAUGGAUCAGCGUGCGGUUGUAGAUAGCCAAGCCUCGGAGAAGUAUCUGCGAAUUGCGUCCAUAUCUAUUGCGUUGUACGAUUAUGUGAUCACGCUUCCCGCAGAAUGGCGGUUUUACCGAAGCCAAUCCUCAAUUUUUCAUUUAAGUUUUGCCUGCAUCUUAUUCAUCCUCAUACGCUACGUCAGUAUUACAGUCAUGCUAGUCAGUAAUUACGGAGUCUUCUCCACCAGCUUCACCCAAGAAACGUGUCAACAUUACUAUAUUGUGGCGCCUAUCUUCAAAGUUCUACAAACUAUAGUAUCACAGGUCAUCCUAGGUGUCAGGACAUUCAAUAUUGCAAGGAGAAACAGACGGACAGGAAUUGCUCUAGCGUUGGUAUUCUUCGUCUCAAUUACGCUGGAGUGGUUCACCAAUAUGUUUUCCCGGAUCCCUGUUAGUGUUAAUGGAAACUGUACCCCAGGAAAUGCUGGCAAAACAUUGUCCGCCUGGCUUUACUACGUCACUGCGAUGAUGUAUGAUCUCGUGAUGUUGACGAUUUCCACCACACAUCUCCUGCAAUAUAGUGUUAUCAGCAGCAGGCUAGAACGAGUGGUACGGGUUCUGAUGUAUGACGGCAUUGGAUAUUUUAUUGUGCUGACAGGGUCAAACAUAUUGAACAUCACGCUGUAUCGCGAGUCUGAUGUCCAAACUCAGUCGGCAGGGGCAUCGAUAGGCUAUGCUGUAACGUGGAUCAUGAGCCAACAGAUUCUCAUUCAUUUACGAGAAAUGCAAGAAGCUCCACGUACGGAAAGUGUGGUCCUCGCGCGUCCCGCACAAAGCGCGAGGAACGUGAUGUCCGGUUUCCGCUCUAAAAGCGAUGCUGACUUCGUGACAUCGCCCCGUAAUGCGCACGGCAACAAUGACGUGGAGCUCGAUAUACGCGUAUGUGUCGAGCGUUCGGUGGUCGUAGACUACACGGACGAAUCCGAGCAUUCGAGGUCAAUAAAGUGGCAAGAUGAAUCCAGAGGUCUCGCCUAAUAGCGCCUGAUACCUAUCAAGUGAUACCAGGUGAUACCACUAUUUAUAUAUAUACCGUGUCUGCGGUGCUGUGUAAUUUUUGGCAGUUGGCAGUUGAUAUGAGUGUCCAUGUAGGUCCGUCUUGGUAUGCAACCUUUGAC
Molecule: messenger RNA, 1528 nt
Organism: Suillus clintonianus
Lineage: Eukaryota; Fungi; Basidiomycota; Agaricomycetes; Boletales; Suillaceae
Exons: 16
Coding region: 372-1388 (338 amino acids)
Source: RefSeq, a predicted model, not a curated record